AUGGGUAGUGGGCAUCUGUCUGAGUUUGAUGCUUCCAUGCACUACUCGGGGUCUGAUACUCCCUUUGCUGUUCUCCCUUUCCCCCGCAUCGACUUCAGAAACGAUGCUAGUCUCGACAUUGACCAGGACUUGGACUUGUCUUGUGUCAGCUGUUUCUCAAAGCUGGCUGAGGAUGCAGUUAGGAGCGAAGAAAUCUCAGUUCUGAUCACUGGAAAGCCAACCCUCAAGGUGCAAGCACUGCCCACUGCCCAUCUGGACAUUCAUAAAACGGUGACUUUGCCAGAAUUCAUGAAGCGUGACGACGCUUUCAACGUUACCAAGCUUGAUCUUAUAAAUCCUCGUACAAACGAUGGGUACAAUGUAAACGCCACCAUUGUCUUCAAUACCCCAGCCGCAAUUAGUGUUGAAAUGGUAAGUUGUGAUUCCACUCCGACUAGCAAGCUUUUAACGGAUGAAACGUUUCUUUUCACCGAUUGA
Messenger RNA from Aspergillus oryzae RIB40, 477 nucleotides. Its product is annotated as DUF3712 domain-containing protein. The coding region runs from base 1 to 477 and encodes 158 amino acids. The record is from RefSeq and is a predicted model, not a curated record. NCBI's taxonomy places the organism in Eukaryota, Fungi, Ascomycota, Eurotiomycetes, Eurotiales, Aspergillaceae. The transcript has 2 exons.